UUUUGUAGUAAGCAAGUUUCCUAAGAGAUGGCGUGAUGUCAACAAUGAUCAGUUAUGGCUGCACUACACGGUACCUGAUGUUUUGUGGAGGACUACAAGGUUGUUGAGCAAGCGUCGUAAGCAAAGUUCGAUACAUAGUUAAUCUGAUGUAAUGCCAAUUCAAGUGCCACCAUGGACAGAGUUUCUCUCCUGCCCAGUAUGUUGCAAUGAAUUUGAUGCUACUCUUCGAAGUCCCAUUAGUCUAGGAUGUGGACAUACAGUUUGUAAGACUUGUCUUUCUAACUUACAUCGUAAACAAUGCCCAUUUGAUCAGACUAUUAUCAAUACAGGUAUUGAAAACUUGCCUGUGAAUAUUGCAUUACUUCAACUUGUGGGUGCCAGUGUGCCAGAAGGGGAAGGAAAUGGAGACAUAAAACAUCUUACUAAAGAAGAUUUAAAGAACUAUCUACAGGCAAAAAAAUGUAUCGAGGAACUAGCUUUGUACUUGAAGCCGUUUUCUUCAGGAAACAGCAAUGGUGGAACAAGUGUACUAUCAAGACCAAUGCAACGCAAGUUGGUAACCUUAAUCAAUUGUCAGUUGAUGGAAGAAGAAGGUCGAUCUCGAGCAAUGAGAGCUGCAAGAUCUUUAGGAGAACGGACUGUUACGGAGUUAAUUUUGCAACAUCAAAAUCCCCAACAGCUCUCAGCUAAUUUGUGGGCCGCUGUUCGUGCAAGAGGCUGCCAAUUUCUUGGGCCUGCAAUGCAAGAAGAAGUGUUGAAACUGGUUUUAUUAGCUUUAGAAGAUGGCUCAGCACUAUCUAGAAAAGUUCUUGUAAUGUUUGUUGUGCAAAGAUUAGAGCCUCAUUUUCCACAAGCAUCGAAAACAAGUAUAGGACAUGUGGUUCAACUGUUGUAUAGAGCAUCAUGUUUCAAGGUGUCAAAAAGAGAAGGAGAUUCUUCAUUAAUGCAGUUAAAAGAAGAAUUUCGUACUUAUGAAGCUUUACGUCGCGAACAUGAUGCACAGAUUGUGCAGAUAGCUACUGAAGCAGGCUUGCGUAUUGCACCUGAUCAGUGGUCUGCACUUCUCUAUGGUGACACAGCUCAUAAAUCUCAUAUGCAGAGCAUUAUUGACAAACUUCAGACACCUCAAUCAUUUGCUCAGUCAGUUCAAGAGUUAGUAAUUGCAUUACAGCGAACUGGUGAUCCAGGGAAUCUUUCUGUCCUGCGCCAGCAUUUGGAACUCCUAGCAUCAAUUGAUCCAAGUCCAGAGUCCAGUUCUCCUUCAUGGUGUGAGGGUUGUGCAGCUUUGGAAGCGGUGAAAAUUGUUGUUAUGGGACUUGUUGAUUUUAUUCAACACCAUGGAAGCCGAAAACUUCAAGAGCCUGGUCAUCCACAUAAUACAAAAUACAAAAUCAGCAUGUGUAGAGACCACACAUUGAGGGGUAGUUGUCCCCGUGGGACCAAUUGUACAUUUGCUCAUUCUGAGGAGGAACUGGAAAAAUAUCGGGCGCGAAAUCGGAAAUGUGUAGUGAGGCCAGCCUCAGGAUUUGGUAAAGUUGCCGAUUCUAAUGUAGAAAACACACCGGAGUUCCAUAAUGCAGACAAAGUGUUUGUACAGACAGAUGAUUUACUUUACUCAGCAACAACACCGACAAUUACUCCUGCUCCGUUUGAGAAUUCGGUUCUCAGAGAAGGAUAUCCACCAACGUCGCGAGGUAUUCAGGUUCCAGCACCUGUUGCUACUGCUGUGGCACGUCCCCCACUGGGUGUACCAAUGCCUAGAGUUGGGUAUGAAUAUCUUCCUUAUACUGCGGCUUAUCCUCUUGGUUCUCAAUCCGCGUCGGUUUAUCGGGCUUCACAGAGUCAUCGUUUCCCUCAGACUCAAGGAUCAUUCACUCCUACUGUAUACAAUGCUCCUCACAACUUGGUGCUGAACUCUGGUGGACAAAUGUAUGUGUCCCCUCCUCAGCCAUCCUAUGCUGCUUCUUCGCAUGAUCAUCGAGCUAUUGAACCUGGGGGGACUAUGAGCUCUUCCUGGGAGCAUAAUACCAAGCCGGUUUUUGUUAGUGGAACACUUCAACCACCAUGGAUGUAUUCAUCUUCAUGUGCAGUAUCAAAGAAGGUGGCUUCUAAAAGCCUAGCAGCUCUUCAACAGAGGAAGCAAGAAAUUAUUACACAGUUAGAAAAAGUUGUUGGGAAGUCAGCAGCAUCCGCUAUUUCAAGCUCCGCAUGCUCUCAGGCAAGAGAAGCUACUGUAUUUCCUUCUACUGAAAAGGAAAUAUGCACUUCAACGUAUUCUAUUUGGACAUCCGGAGGAAUAUUACAUACGGGUAGAGGAAGUGGUUCCCAAGUGAGUCAUUUAGCAUCUGCCGGUCAUCCAGCAGCUCUUUAUAGGUCUGAAGGUGUACUACCCGACGAUGAAUUUAUUCCAUUCGAUCCACCUAUAGUCAGCAAGUAUGGGCCGAUUUCCCGCAUGUCCAAAACAAUUCUAAGACCAAGUAGUACAGUUCAAGUUUCAGCGUCUUUCGGAGAAGGGACCAUAUCGACACCAGUGGUGUGCAGGCCAGUCCCAGCUGCAAGUCCUAUGGCUUCUUGGUAUCUUAAUACAGCACAAGGACCUGUUCAUUCAUCUGCUCUAACCAGCAGUCAUCAUGUUGUGACACCUGGACUGACGUCUAAUGGUCUUGGUGAUGGCUAUAUUACAAUUGGCCAUGGAAUAAUUGAUCCGCCGCAGUUGUUUCUUCAAAAUCGAAAUUCUGAAUGUGCUUCAGAAACGCUUCUUCUGGAAUCUCAGCGACUCGCAACUGAAGGUGUUGUGUUGAGUGAAGGAGAAAAACUUACUCAGGAACUUCAACUUAUUGAGCAGGGCAUUUGUGAAAAGGAAAAAGAACUACGUCUGAAUUACCUGAUGUCUGCAUCAUUACCUUCUCCUUCAAUUGCUACUGUUACCCUAAACAACAAUGGGGCAUUGAAUUGGGGCUUGAAAUCCCAUGGAGAGUGCAGAAGUGAUGAUGAGGAUACAUAUGAAGCUGGCAUAGCAAAUGAUAUGUUAGAAUUGGAAAGACGAUGGGAAUUCGAACUUGAGGAACAAGAAAAGCGGUGGUCUAGUGAAGAAGAAACGGGCAAGAAACAUUUUCUUGUGCAUGCAAGUGAAGAAAAUGCAAAAAAAUAUAUUAUGUACAAGUCAAUGACACAUCUGGAUUCUCUAGCUGAGUUUUUAAUUGAA
Molecule: messenger RNA, 3205 nt
Organism: Gryllus bimaculatus (two-spotted cricket)
Lineage: Eukaryota; Metazoa; Arthropoda; Insecta; Orthoptera; Gryllidae
Source: the annotation of a GenBank genome assembly